Messenger RNA from Camelina sativa (false flax), 954 nucleotides. The record is from RefSeq and is a predicted model, not a curated record. NCBI's taxonomy places the organism in Eukaryota, Viridiplantae, Streptophyta, Magnoliopsida, Brassicales, Brassicaceae.
AUGGGAUUCGUCGUCCAGCUUGGCUACUGGAAGACACAUCGUACACUUAUAAAGGCGCAUGAGUAUGUUAGGGAUACACCUGAAAGUGGAUACGCUGAAUUACCUUUAAAUAGUGUAAUUCCUGAUGAUGAAGAGCUUGCACUGAUAUCUGACCGGCAUAAAUCUAUUGGUAAAGCUAUCGCUAAAGUGUACCCCCUGGCAAGUCGAGGAAUCUGCACUUAUCAUCUUCACAAGAAUAUUAUCCUGAGAUUUAGUGGGAGCGAAAUAUUCCGGCUGGUAAAAAAAGCAGCUGCAGCGUACCGUGUAGUUGAUUUCGAAGAAAUCUUCCAGCAAAUUCAAAAAGCGAAUCCGCAACUGCAUGCUUACUUGGUGCAUGCAGAUGUAUCCAAGUGGAGCAGGGCGCACUUUCGUGGUGAUAGGUACAACUUCACCACGAGCAACAUUGCAGAAUCGCUAAACAAAGUACUGAAUCCUGCGAGAGCCUAUCCCAUUGUAGAGUUAUUAGAAGCGGUUCAGAAUAUGUUGACACGUUGGUUUGCUACAAGGAGAAAACAAGCAGCCGCAAUGCCAACUUUACACACCAAAGGAGUGGAGAACCUGUUACAGGCACGUAUUGAACAUUCAAGGCGUCUAAGGGUUCAAGAAAUUGAUGAAGAUCGAUUUCAAGUAAGUUGUGGUACCUCAACGCAUGUUGUCAAUCUGAGAGACAGCCUCUGCAGUGGUUAUGCGGAGUCGAUAAUGCCGAUAGAUACAUCCUGCAUCGUUCCUACUGAUGUUACACCGUCCAGAUGUAAACCGCCUUUCGUUAGAAAUCCUCCAGGAAGGCCAAAGAUGUCCAGGAUGAAGUCUUUUGUCGAGGUUGCGUUGGAGACGAAGCGGCCCCGCAAACAGCAUGCUUGUUCUCAGUGUCAACAGGUUGGCCACAACCGUACAACAUGUCCAGCUAAUACGUAG